Messenger RNA from Empidonax traillii (willow flycatcher), 1390 nucleotides. It is a transcript of the gene SLC25A34, whose product is annotated as solute carrier family 25 member 34. The transcript has 5 exons. Lineage: Eukaryota; Metazoa; Chordata; Aves; Passeriformes; Tyrannidae. The coding region runs from base 349 to 1344 and encodes 331 amino acids. The record is from RefSeq and is a predicted model, not a curated record.
CUUCUCUUCCAGUUCUAUCCCGCCUUUUUUUUUGUGUGUGUGUGUGUCUGUGCCUGUUUUUCCCUGUUUGCGCCGGGGCAGCCCCAUCACGUGAGGCCGGGCCGGGCUGGACGCGGCUGCCGGGGCGCUUCGGUACCGGGGGACGGGGCCGGGGCCGGGACCCGACACGCACCCCCAGCCCCGACCUUUGCCCCACAUCCCUUCCCCAAAGCGGGGGCUGGAUUUGGGGAGGGGGGGGCCGGCGUUGGUUGGCGGGAGGCGGCGCUCGCUCCCCCCCGGCUCGGUGUGUUUUUCGCCGCGGUCGCUCGGGGAGGUGGAGCCGGGGCCGCCCCCGCGGGCAGGUGCCGGAUGGCGACGGGAGCCCGCGCCCCCCGCCCCGGAUCCCCCUCCCCGCAGGAACUCGCGACCCCCGCCAAGAGCAGCGCCCCGGCCAAGGGGGUGCCCCCGGCCACCGACCUGGUGCUGGGGGCCACCGCCGGCUGCCUGGCCUGCUUCCUCACCAACCCGCUGGAGGUGGUCAAGACGCGGCUGCAGCUGCAGGGCGAGCUGCAGGCCCCGGGCACGUACCCGCGGCCCUACCGGGGGGUGCUGCGGGCGGUGGGCGCCGUGUGCCGGGCGGACGGGCUGGGGGGGCUGCAGAAGGGCCUGGCGGCCGGGCUGCUCUACCAGGGGCUCAUGAACGGCUUCCGCUUCUACUGCUAUUCCCACGCCGAGGACGCCGGCUGGACGCGGUAUCCCGGCGGCACCGUGGCCGCCGGGGCCGUGGCGGGGGCGGUGGGAGCCUUCGUGGGCAGCCCCGCGUACCUGGUCAAGACGCACCUCCAAGCCCAGACAGUGUCGGCCAUGGCUGUGGGCUACCAGCACAACCACGAGAACAUCGCCGGCGCUUUCAGGACCAUCUACCGGCAGCACGGGGUGGUGGGGCUGUGGCGGGGGGUGACGGGCGCCAUCCCCCGCGUGACCGUGGGCUCGGCCGUGCAACUCGCCACCUUCGCCUCCGCCAAGGACUGGGUCUGCGAGCGCCAGUGGUUCAGGAAGGGCAGCUGGGCGGCCGUGCUGGCCGGGGGGAUGGUGAGCAGCGUGGCCGUUGCCGUGGCGAUGACGCCCUUCGACACGAUCAGCACCCGCCUCUACAACCAGCCGGUGGACGCCGAGGGCACGGGCAAGCUCUACCGGGGCUUUUUGGAUUGUAUCCUGCAAAUCUCCAACAAAGAGGGGCUGCUGGGCUUGUACAAGGGCAUCGGCGCCGUCUACCUCCGCCUCGGCCCCCACACCGUCCUCAGCCUCUUCUUUUGGGACAAGCUCAGGGACCUGGUGCGGCACCAGCAGCUCUCGGGGCCGUAGGAUGGGUUCCCACACCACCAAAGACAUUAAUAAAGGGGUUUUUCUA